GAGAAGAAAAAGAGCGUGAAGGUCGGGGGAUAGAUAGGGUUUGCCUUUACCCUGCUUUGCUCUCGGUGGUGUCACUGAUUGGCGUUGCCAAAUUUCCUUUGGCUUCUUCUUCUCCGAAUCUUUCAGAAUCUCUCUCUCAUUUAUUUUUGAAUUGAAGUUUCUUUCUCAUUAUCUAAAAUAUCCUCGCGCGUGUUAUUAGCGAUGCCGGAGGAAGAAGUAGUGGAGCUCAAGUUCCGUCUCUACGAUGGAUCCGACAUCGGUCCCUUCCGUUACUCCCCUGCCUCCACCAUCGCCAUGCUCAAGGACCGCAUUUUUGCAGACUGGCCCAAAGACAAGAAGAUUAUACCAAAAGCAGCAAAUGAUAUAAAACUGAUAAGUGCUGGCAAAAUUUUGGAGAACCACAAGACAGUUGGCCAGUGUAGAGUACCUUUUGGCGAGCUUCCCAAAGGGGUUAUAACCAUGCAUGUUGUGGUCCAGCCAUCUUUGCUCAAAGCAAAAACAGAGAAAAAAGUUGAUGAGGUGCCCAGAAAACAUAUAUGUGCAUGUUCGAUAUUGUGAGAAUCCGUCGUCGUCAUCAUCAUCAUGAAGAGUUAAGCUGCUGAUCUCGCCUUAGUUGUAUGCUGGGAUAUCCGAAGGUCAUGGAUAUGCGUAGCUGGGAAGACAAUAAUUUGUAAAAAAGUCCCAAUCCCCAUCAUAGUUGAGUGUUGUUGGAGGGCAUUCCUGUGUAGCAAUGCUUGCCAGUGAUGAUUUUCUCAUGUCCUAUAAAAUGGUUGGAUGUUUGAUGUAUCAAGGUAGGUGCAGUCUAUAUCAUAAUAUCAAAUAUAAUAUUAUAGAAAAAAAAGUUCGAUCACUAUUUUCUAAGGAUAUUCAACAGUAUUCACUACCGGAAUGAUCAUACCCGUUUCUUGUGGCA
Messenger RNA from Glycine soja, 913 nucleotides. RefSeq names its product membrane-anchored ubiquitin-fold protein 3-like. The coding region runs from base 202 to 558 and encodes 118 amino acids. Lineage: Eukaryota; Viridiplantae; Streptophyta; Magnoliopsida; Fabales; Fabaceae. The record is from RefSeq and is a predicted model, not a curated record. The transcript is spliced from 3 exons. Gene Ontology annotation, molecular function: protein binding.